This is a messenger RNA of Zophobas morio, 685 nucleotides long. RefSeq lists its product as uncharacterized. The coding region runs from base 115 to 588 and encodes 157 amino acids. Lineage: Eukaryota; Metazoa; Arthropoda; Insecta; Coleoptera; Tenebrionidae. The record is from RefSeq and is a predicted model, not a curated record. The transcript is spliced from 4 exons.
UCAAAUAAAACACUACACCCCUGCAGAAAACUUUACAAAUGCGUUUAUCGCCAAAACAAACAUGUUGUGUAAAAACGGAAUAGUCAGUUUUAUAGUUGAUAGCAAACCAUUCCAAUGUAUUCGCGGUGGACUCCUGUGAUAUUAGCCGCCCAUAUUCAAAUGGUCAUGUCAACCAGAUUAAUAUGUCGCUCAACCCACCGCGACGAAAAAAUCCAGUCCGGCCCUGUAUCCUACCGCACAAAUACUUGUAACGCAGCUUUCGAGAAAUGUUGCUCUGACGGAUGUUGCUCCAUUCUAUCAGAGAUCCCCUGGUAUGUAUGGGCGAUUUUAGUAAUGGCGGCCGUCGUUGUAUUCCUCGUACUGUGCAUAAUCUUUUUUUACUUAAAUAUAUUUCUGGAAGUGAUGAAAAUGCGUCGUCAGAGAAACGCCGCUCCUGUUAACCAAAUUUGUACGAUUUCCAGCAGCCAAAAAUGCGAACGACCCCCUGCUUACAGUGUCGCUAUAAAUUUGCCUCUGCCACAACAAAAUUUGGAUCAAGUGCCCACGUAUGAGGAGGCGACUGGAAAAAAAAUAAUUGGGGGGGAUUAAGAUUCGGCCAGAAAACUCUGCUUGUAAAUAUAAUUAGUAUAAAAAUAUACAUGAAGGUACAUAACGACAAUAAAAUAAUAUCAUUCCAUAAAAACAA